Molecule: messenger RNA, 801 nt
Organism: Aspergillus alliaceus
Lineage: Eukaryota; Fungi; Ascomycota; Eurotiomycetes; Eurotiales; Aspergillaceae
Product: glutathione S-transferase family protein
Exons: 3
Coding region: 1-801 (266 amino acids)
Source: RefSeq, a predicted model, not a curated record
AUGUCCUCACCCCCGAAGUCACCACCAAUAACCCUCUACCGCGGUCUCCCAGGAACAGGAGUCUACACCUGGUCCCCGUUCGUAAUCAAACUCGAAGCCCGACUGCGCUUCGCCGGUAUACCCUACCGCGUGGAGGCAGGAUCCCUCCGCAACGCACCCAAGGGCAAAGUUCCCUACAUCUCCAUCCCGGAGCCAAACAUCCACGAAAAUCCCUCUCCCCCACUCAUGGGCGAUUCAACGAUGAUCACGAAGACAUUAAUCGAAAGGGGGUUGGUGGGUGAUCUGAACAACAAGCUUUCCGCAACAGAGAAGCUCCACGAUAUGAGUCUCCAGGCAUUGUUGGAGGAGAAGUUGUAUUUCUACGGGAGUUACGAGAAAUGGGUGCUUAACUAUUACACCAUGCGAGAUGUAGUCCUGGGCUCAUUGCCCUGGCCGGUCCGGGUUGUGGUAGGUCUCAUGAUCUACCGCAAGGUCACCCGCAAUCUCCUCGGGCAGGGGACGAUGCUGUUCUCGACCGAGGAGAUUAAUUCGUUUAACCGAGAGAUUUGGGAAAGCGUCGAUGCUGUGCUUGUGGAGGCGAGGUCACGGUAUGUAGAUCGCGCAAGAGAGGGACCGUUCUGGGUUUGGGGAGGCGAUGAACCUACUGAGGUGGAUGCGGUACUUUUUGGGUUUAUUGUUUCUGGGUUGGUUUCUUAUGCGGCGCCAAAUAUGCAGAGGACUGUUCGGGGGUUUCCGGCUCUGGUGGACUAUGCUCGGCGGAUUCAUGAUAGAUAUUUCCCUGACUACGCGCUUUGGGAGUGA